AUGUCCUGGGCGGCCUCGCGCGGGCUGCCGAGGGCCCUGCUGGGGCUCGGCCUGCUCCUCUCCUCCUCCGCGGCCUCUUCCUCCCGGGUCUGCCCGGCGGCGGCGGCGACGCUGCUGCGGCGGCCUCUCCUCCUCCCCCCCCGCGCGCCCCAGCAGCCUCCGGCCAGGGCCAUGCAGAGCGCGGCGGCGCCCGGCGCCACCAAGUACCUGGGCCAAAAGGAGGCCCAGGCCAUCGACCAAGAGCUCUUUGAGGACUACAAAUUCAGCGUCGACCAGCUGAUGGAGCUGGCCGGGUUGAGCUGUGCCACAGCCAUUGCCAAGGCUUACCCCGCCAGCUCCUUCACCAUCAACCAGCCGGCAGUCUUGAUUAUCUGCGGUCCUGGAAAUAACGGUGGGGACGGCUUGGUGUGUGCCCGGCACCUGAAGAUGUUUGGCUAUGAGCCGACCCUGUACUACCCCAAACGCCCCAACAAGCCGCUCUUUGAAGGAUUGACCACGCAGUGCAAGAAGAUGGACAUUCCGUUCCUCUCGGAGUUUCCAUCAGAAGCUGCGCUCAUCGACGAGAUCUACGGGCUGGUGGUGGAUGCCAUUUUUGGGUUCAGCUUCCAGGGCGCAGUGCGGGAGCCCUUUGCCAGCAUCCUGAGCACGCUGGAGAAAGUCACCGUCCCCAUUGCCAGCAUCGAUAUCCCCUCGGGCUGGGACGUGGAGAAGGGCAACCCUGAUGGCAUCCAGCCGGACAUGCUGAUCUCCCUCACGGCACCCAAGAGGGCGGCCAAGCAGUUUAGUGGCCGCUACCAUUUCCUGGGGGGCCGGUUUGUGCCUGCGGCCCUGGAGAAGAAAUACGCCCUCAACCUCCCCCAGUAUCCGGAGACGGACUGCGUCCUUCGGCUCUCCUAGUGAAUUCUGGCUGGAGGUGGUGGGGCGAGGGGUGUCUGGGGGAAGACGGUGCACUGGGGUGGGAGGGGAGGGGAGGGAGAAGACGGAGGAGGCUCCGUCCUUGGAGGGUAGGCUAGGUUGGGACUGAGGAGGCGGCCACACGGCUGGGCUACAGAGAGAGAGAGAUGCAGUCUCCUUUGCUCUGUCUGCAGAGUGAACAAGGAAUUUUGAGUUUUGAAUCAGGCCCCCCUGCCCACCAGCUGUGUUUGAACUACAACUCCCAUAAUCCCUAGCUCAUAGCCAGGGAUGAUGGGGAUUGCAGGCCACCAUCUGCAGCAGGUCCGAAGUUGAGCAGCCCUGGUUUAAACGGAGACCGCAGGACACCGUGGGUGGGGUCUGUGUCUUCUGUCCCUUUAAGUCACUCUGCCCAUUCGCACCCCUGGCUGGAAAGAGGAACGUCGAUUCACCCCCAUUUUGGGCUUGUUGCUACCUUGCUCAGUUCUCCUUGUGUUUGCUUUCAAAGCAAGGUAGGGCCGGUUUGCUCAGUGCAGAAAGAUCCAAGGCCAGCUUAGAUGGUAACAGCCGGUUGUGGUUUUCCUUCAAUAAAGUCGGGACUGCGACUCCCUUAUUUUGAAAAA
This is a messenger RNA of Hemicordylus capensis (graceful crag lizard), 1514 nucleotides long. RefSeq names its product NAD(P)HX epimerase (gene NAXE). Bases 1 to 897 code for a protein of 298 amino acids. Gene Ontology annotation, cellular component: mitochondrion. NCBI's taxonomy places the organism in Eukaryota, Metazoa, Chordata, Lepidosauria, Squamata, Cordylidae. The record is from RefSeq and is a predicted model, not a curated record. Gene Ontology annotation, molecular function: NAD(P)HX epimerase activity. The transcript is spliced from 6 exons.